GUGUCUGCUUGUUUGUGUGCGUAUUUAAAUUUGUCUGUCUAUAUCCCUUUCUCUUUUUCCACUUCUGCGAAUUAUCUGAAUUAAUUUUCCACAUUCACUCGGUAAUUGUUCUGUGAAGCUGUUUAUUUCUUACUCUUUAUUUGUUUAUUUGUCCUUUCCCCUUUCUAAAUAAUAACAGGUUAUUACAGUAUAUAUAUCUGCAAAGUUAUUAAUUCUUUUUUUUUAUUAGCCAAAUGAAAUAACAGGGAGGCAGUAUAUAAAAUGCGUUAUCUAAAAAUUCUUAUAUUAGCUAAAUACAGUAUGUCUAUUCGAACAGUUAUUUAUCUCUGUAGCUUUCAUAUUUGUUAUCUCUUUUAUUCCUAGUAAAAUGAACCGAAAGACAUUACAGGGAGGCAGUAUAUAAAUAUAUUAUAGGAAAUAUGUAUUUCACUAAGAACAGUAUUUUUAUUCGAACCGUAAUCUAUCCCAUCAGCCUUUUAUUUCUUGCUUUUUUAUUCCCAGCAGCAAAUCCAUUACUUGGUUCCGUCUAGAAUGCAUUAUACGUCACAAAAUACAGCAGGUAAGUCCAUCCUCGCAGUUGCCAAUUCCUUUGGCGUUUUAUCCCUCGGUCUCUCCGCUCCCAGCAGAGAAGACCGGAGGGCGCAGCGAGCAGGACCGCCCCAGCGACAGAGGAAUCCCGAGUCGAAGUCUUCCGCCGCAAACCGAUGGGCGGGCGAUGGGCCUCGGAGAUGGAGGACGUCCCCCUCGAGUCGGUGGACCUCGAGGAAGUCGGCCUCAGGCUAGAGAAACGAAGGUCGGAGAUCAGGCGUCGGUGUGAAACGUCCCUCUCGCCGGCGGAGCUGACGGAGGCGCCCAACAGCAGGGAGUUCCUCAUCAACAGGGACUACGGCCUCGUGUGGUGCAACGCGUUCAAGGCCGCCUCCUCCACGGGGCUCUACAACUUCCUCCUGAUGGCCGGGAUCUCCCAGAAGGUCAUAAAGGAGUCAAGGACGUCUCCCGUGGAGGUCGCCCCCAACCAGGCCUAUCCGCGGCCGUCCGUCGAGGAGCUGGGCUCUGUCGUCGCUUCGGCCAACGCCACGGCCUUCCUCGUCGUCCGGGAGCCCUUCCAGCGCCUCCUGUCGGCCUUCAGGGACAAGAUCGAGUCCAACCACCAGACAUAUUAUCGGUAACUUGCGGCGAACUGAAAUCGAUAGAUAACUGAUGAACAAAUAGAUAGGUCAUGUGUCUGUGUAGGGUGGUAUGUGCGUGUCUGUGCACAGACACGCACAUGUAUGUGAGUUUUUCCGUGUCU
Molecule: messenger RNA, 1291 nt
Organism: Penaeus chinensis
Lineage: Eukaryota; Metazoa; Arthropoda; Malacostraca; Decapoda; Penaeidae
Product: carbohydrate sulfotransferase 11-like
Exons: 1
Coding region: 705-1169 (154 amino acids)
Biological process (GO): carbohydrate biosynthetic process
Cellular component (GO): membrane
Molecular function (GO): sulfotransferase activity
Source: RefSeq, a predicted model, not a curated record